GGGACCCGCGGCCACUCUCCUGCCACCACUCGCGGGGGCUCCGGCUUCGGCUCCGUCUGGCCCCGGCGCCGCGCGCACCCGGAGACUGUCUGCGCCCGCAACUCCACGGUGUAAAAAAGAAAAUUAUAAAAGCAACACAAUAAAAUAGUUCUUCAAAUUUGCUCCAAGAUGGCAGCCUGUUGCCUCAGGGCGUCCUUUUGGCUGGCACUGGUUGGUUGUGCCAUAGGUGACAACCCUGAGAGAUACAGCACAAAUCUGAGCAAUCAGGUGGAUGACUUCACCACUCUGCAUGGGACAGAUCCCCAUUUCCCUGUCGCCACUCAUAGACCCACGGAUCUGGCCCUGCCCAGCAAUGGCUCAAUGCACAGCUAUUGCCCCCAGCAGACUACGAUGACUUCAGCCUUCAAGUACAUCACCACUGUGAUGUCUUGCUCCAUCUUCAUCGUGGGAAUGGUAGGCAACGCAACCCUGCUGAGGAUCAUUUACCAGAACAAAUGCAUGAGAAACGGCCCUAACGCGCUGAUAGCCAGCCUCGCCCUGGGAGACCUCAUCUAUGUGGUCAUUGACCUGCCCAUCAAUGUAUUUAAGCUGCUGGCCGGACGCUGGCCUUUUGACCACAGUGACUUUGGAGUAUUCCUCUGCAAGCUCUUCCCCUUUUUGCAGAAGUCCUCAGUGGGGAUCACCGUCCUCAACCUCUGUGCCCUUAGCGUUGACAGGUACAGAGCAGUUGCCUCCUGGAGUCGUGUUCAAGGAAUUGGGAUUCCCUUGAUCACUGCCAUUGAAAUUGUCUCCAUCUGGAUCCUUUCCUUCAUCCUGGCCAUCCCUGAAGCAAUUGGCUUCGUCAUGGUGCCCUUUGAAUACAGGGGUGAACAGCACAAAACCUGUAUGCUCAAUGCCACCUCAAAGUUCAUGGAGUUCUACCAAGAUGUAAAGGACUGGUGGCUCUUUGGCUUCUAUUUCUGCAUGCCCUUGGUAUGCACUGCGAUCUUCUACACCCUGAUGACAUGUGAGAUGCUGAACAGAAGGAACGGCAGCCUGAGAAUUGCCCUCAGUGAACAUCUCAAACAGCGUCGAGAAGUGGCAAAAACCGUUUUCUGCUUGGUUGUCAUUUUUGCUCUUUGCUGGUUCCCUCUUCAUUUAAGCCGUAUCUUGAAGAAAACUGUGUAUGAUGAGAUGGACAAGAACCGUUGUGAAUUACUUAGUUUCUUGCUGCUCAUGGAUUACAUCGGCAUUAACUUGGCGACCAUGAAUUCAUGUAUAAACCCAAUAGCUCUGUAUUUUGUGAGCAAGAAAUUCAAAAAUUGUUUCCAGUCAUGCCUCUGUUGCUGCUGUCACCAGACCAGAAGCCUGAUGACCUCGGUCCCCAUGAACGGAACAAGCAUCCAGUGGAAGAACCACGACCAAAACAACCACAACACAGAGAGGAGCAGCCACAAGGACAGCAUUCACUAGCAAUCUGUGCAAACAGGAUCUGUAUUCCUUCAAAUCCUAUGGGAGAAAUUUCUCUGGUCCUUCCUCCUUAACUCAGUCUCACCCCAAGGAAAAAGCUCUCCAGAUGCUUCCCAAGCAGCGCAGAGUGGACUGCUUUAUAUCCACAAAGGCAGGAAUCUUACUUCUGUAAUUGAUCUAAUUUACAUAUCCUGCAAGACCUGUGCAGAACUCAAAAAACGGUGGGAGCUGAGGGAGAAUGGAGACUGCUAAGUGAAACCAAAGGGUGUUUGCUAUGUUUGCAUGAAAAUCGUUUUCAACUGGCAGUUCUGUGAAUGUCCUCUUGUGGUCAUCACAAGAGUUUAGAGAUUAUGGCAAAAUUCCCUGAAUUUUUUGUUUUUUGGGGUUUUUUUCUCUUUCUUUAGCCAAA
Messenger RNA from Castor canadensis (American beaver), 1858 nucleotides. RefSeq names its product endothelin receptor type A (gene Ednra). Gene Ontology annotation, molecular function: endothelin receptor activity. Gene Ontology annotation, biological process: enteric nervous system development; developmental pigmentation; vasoconstriction. The record is from RefSeq and is a predicted model, not a curated record. NCBI's taxonomy places the organism in Eukaryota, Metazoa, Chordata, Mammalia, Rodentia, Castoridae. Gene Ontology annotation, cellular component: plasma membrane.